AUGCUCGCAACAGAGCGCUUCACGCUGGAGUUAAGACCGCUGGUAUGGAUAUCAUAUAUCUUCAGCGUAUGGCUCAUGCGAGACUGUCCAUUCGACAGUGCCGCAGUCACUCGAAAGAAUGGAGCACUCCGCUGCCGACCCUUCAAAGCCACAGUAUUCUUCACAUCUGAUAAGGCAGACGCCUGUUGGAGCUACGACGAAGUCGAGCCAGUCCUCGGCUCGCAGACCCAUAUCUUACUGGGCAGGAGAGUGAAGAGCUUCCUGCGCGCCCUCAUCACUGCAAGGUAUAAUGCAGUUUAUCAGCGAAAUGCCACACAGCGUUGGGUACGUGGAGCCUGCGCCCUUUCAAUGUGGGAACGUCUGUAG
Pseudovirgaria hyperparasitica is the source of this 366-nucleotide messenger RNA. RefSeq lists its product as uncharacterized. Bases 1 to 366 code for a protein of 121 amino acids. The transcript has 2 exons. Lineage: Eukaryota; Fungi; Ascomycota; Dothideomycetes; Acrospermales; Acrospermaceae. The record is from RefSeq and is a predicted model, not a curated record.